Pseudopodoces humilis (Tibetan ground-tit) is the source of this 3362-nucleotide messenger RNA. NCBI's taxonomy places the organism in Eukaryota, Metazoa, Chordata, Aves, Passeriformes, Paridae. The record is from RefSeq and is a predicted model, not a curated record.
CGCCGAUGCGCCGGGCCUCCGCCGGGCCCUGCGCGCCCGUUGGCUGAGGAACGAGGCGACACCUGCGUCAGACCGCCGGCGCUGACGUCACGGGGAGUCUGAGAGGGUGGAAAGGCUGUGAUGAAGAACCAGGGAGUGGAGACCAAAGCAGCUCCACAUCCUUCCAGAACAAACAGUGGGAUGGGGCUGGAAGAGGGAGAUUCACCAGAGGCUGCAGCUGCCCCCGAAGCUCCCCUCACACAGGAGGAUCCCAAAUCCUCCUGCGACGUCUCCGAGGAGCUGAGCCGGCAGCUGGAGGACAUCCUGAACACCUACUGUGUGGAUGCCAGCCAGGAGAACCCAGGGGAGGACGGAGGGCAGGGAGAGCCCCCUGAGCCCGAGGAGCCCGAAAAGGGACGGAGCGAAUCCCCCAGGAACGGGGAGCAGGAGCCGGGCGGCCCCGAGAUGAACGGGGAGAAGGAGAACACCAAGGGAAGCGAGGAAUUCCGGCCUGGAGAGGAGGGCGGCGAGCGGGACCAGAAGAAAGCUCAGGAGAAGAAAAAAGCCAAGGGUUUAGGCAAGGAAAUCACUUUGCUGAUGCAGACCCUGAACACCCUGAGCACGUCAGAGGAGAAGCUGGCAGCUCUCUGCAAGAAAUACGCUGAGCUGCUGGAGGAGCACCGCAACUCCCAGAAGCAGAUGAAGAUCCUGCAGAAGAAGCAGAGCCAGCUGGUGCAGGAGAAGGAUCACCUGCAGAGCGAGCACAGCAAGGCCAUCCUGGCGCGGAGCAAGCUGGAGAGCCUGUGCCGGGAGCUGCAGAGGCACAACCGCACCCUCAAGGAGGAGGGUGUCCAGCGUGCCAGGGAGGAGGAGGAGAAGAGGAAGGAGGUGACCUCCCACUUCCAGGUGACUCUGAACGACAUCCAGCUGCAGAUGGAGCAGCACAACGACCGCAACUCCAAACUGCGCCAGGAGAACAUGGAGCUGGCAGAGCGGCUGAAGAAGCUGAUCGAGCAGUACGAGCUGCGGGAGGAGCACAUUGACAAGGUGUUCAAGCACAAGGAGCUGCAGCAGCAGCUGGUGGAUGCCAAACUGCAGCAAGCCCAGGAGAUGCUGAAGGAGGCAGAGGAGAGGCACCAGCGGGAGAAAGACUUUCUGCUGAAGGAGGCUGUGGAGUCACAGAGGAUGUGUGAGCUGAUGAAGCAGCAGGAGACCCACCUCAAGCAGCAGCUGGCUCUGUACACAGAGAAGUUUGAGGAGUUCCAGAACACCCUUUCCAAAAGCAGUGAAGUGUUCACAACAUUUAAACAGGAGAUGGAGAAGAUGACCAAGAAAAUCAAGAAGCUGGAGAAGGAGACCACGAUGUACCGCUCCCGCUGGGAGAGCAGCAACAAGGCCCUCCUGGAGAUGGCAGAAGAGAAAACUCUGCGGGACAAGGAGCUGGAGGGGCUCCAGGUGAAGAUCCAGCGCCUGGAGAAGCUUUGCCGUGCGCUGCAGACGGAGCGAAACGACCUCAACAAGAAGGUGCAGGACCUGUGUGCCCACACGGACCUGUUGGAGCCUCUGAAGGAGCCAUCCCGGGACAGCUCCGAGGCAGCUCCAGACGCCCUGAGCUCAGGAAAGGCCACAAACAGCCCAGAUCCCGCAGAAAUGCCGGCAGAACUGAGCGUGGGGCAGAGCGGGACCGAGGAGGGGAUUCGGGGCACUGACUGAGCCCUGAGCACGCAGGUGGGGUGAGGGAGAGUGAGCUGGGAGCUGCUUGAGAUUCCCCUCUCCCUGUCCUGGGACAGAUGGGAAAGGACAGGACACAGCCCCUCUGGGGAUGUGAGAUUUCCUAGUUUAGGGUUUUGGAGGGUUUUUUUUAAGAUUUUAUAUAUAUAUAUAUAUAUAUGAGAUAUAUAAAAACGUGCAGGGCAAUACUUUUAUCUAUUGAGAUCCAUGAGAAGAAGGGCCCAGCUCCCUGCCUGUGUGAAUAUUGAAAACGUGGAGCCUCAACUGAUGAUCCCUCACUAAAAGACCUUGUCACUGGCAGGCUCAGGAGAGCAGAUCCAGGGAUCUGUGCCCUGGCACAGGGACAAGGGACAACGACUCCACCCUGGAGUGAAAGCAGAGCUGGGGGAAUUCCGGAGCGUUCCCAGCGCUGGCUUCUCCCUCUUCCCUCUGCCAGGCAGGAGGGAGCUCCCGCUCUGGCUCCUGCUGGCGGCUCGUGCGUGAGCUGGGGGCACAAGAGGCCGCUCCCCUCCUCUCUCUGUGGGUUCUGUGUCUGGAAUGGGGACGGGGAGAAGCAAGAAAGGGGGUGCCUGGUCCCACCCCCGGGAAUUUUUGUUCUUCCCAGGCCCUGCCAAUGUCUCAAAACCGCCUUACGAUUCACAGUUGCCUCUUUGCUGAACGCACACGUGCACAAAGUGUAUUAAAGAGUUAAUCCAAAGGUCUAAUUCCCAAGUGUUUCGCAUCGUUGUGCACAGGGAUUGGGGAGCUGCCCCCAAGCCCCUCUGCCCCAGCCCUGGAGGCAUCCUGGGACUCCAGGAGGAUCCAACCUCAGAGCUGAUUGUGCUCCACGAGCUGCUGCUCCAGCCGGAUCGCCGGGAUCAGCUCCCAGCCUGUGCCGUGGGGCUGCUCCUCCAGCCUGGGGGUGCCUGUGCCGUCCCAGCCCCGCUUUUCCUUCCCCUCUGUUUGGAAGAGCAUCUCCCCAGGGCUGCCUCACCCCACAGGGCCUGGAUGUGCCGGGAGGGAGUUUAGGGACAGAUGUGGGACCUGCUGGCACCGGGAUUUUCCUUAGUUUCUCCAGACUUUCGUCUUUUCGCUGUUCUUUUGGAAGACUUGACUUGCUUCAAACCUCGCUGCAGCUUCUCUUCGUGACAGACUUUAUUCCCAGCCUUGCCUUCCUUGUGCUGGAAGCUGAAGCCAGCUGGCUGGAGAUGUUUCCCCUCAUGGAUGUAUCCAGUGGAUCAGUUUGGGAUUCUCUCCCGGCACCAGAGCUGCUCUCACAUCUUCGCUCCAUGAAGGACCUGCCUCUGUGUCCCCUUUUCCUCCAGGGGAUUCCAGGAAAUCCAGAUUUAAGGAAGAAGCAGGGAGAGGCCCUGGGGCUGCACAGAGCCGUGGCUGGACAUCCACUGGGACAAUCCCUGGAGCUGUGGUGGCUUUGUCUUCCAGCCCCUGCUGUCAGCGCCGUUCCUCCAGGAUGAUCCAUGAAUGUAGCCCCGGCCUGGUGGCACCGCCCCAUUCCCAGGGCUGAGCAAGGGCUGCCGCCCGGAUCUGGACUUCAGUAAAAUGAAAACCCCUUAGAAAUUCACCAAACCCCCUUUUUCCCCCGGUCUUUUCUCUGUUACGGUACAGAAAGCUCCGCGGGGGCUGUUGUGUGUAUCCUGUAUCCAAUAGAAACA